CGCACACACACAGGCUACUUAUUUAUCAUGUUGGUCCUCUUCAGCUCCAAACUCAUCUGUUUUAGAAGAAAUACACUGGAAGAAGCCAUUUCUCUCACACUCAUGUUUGCGUUGAAAACUUUUUACUCUUGAAUCUCCUGUCAUUUCAAAGAGCCUAGCUCACUUCUGUCAUAUAUUCCUCUUCUUCUGCCUAGGUUCUUCUCCGUUCAAUUUACAAUGAGAAGAUACACUGCCAUCCAAGCUCUUUUCCUGCUUCAACUCUUUUUCUUCUCCUCCUAUGUUUUCUCUGCAUCGGAAGUUAUCACGGCUCCAAUGGAGCAAACAGAGCAAGAAGCUCUGUACUUGGUUAUUCAAGCAUUUGUUGGCGAAUGGUGGAAUGGUUCAGGACUUUAUCCGGAUCCUUGCGGAUGGACACCUAUACAGGGAGUUUUAUGCGACCUAUUUGAAGGAUUGUGGUACAUCACCGUCCUAAACAUUGGACCGGUUUUUGACAACUCUCUGGCAUGCUCCCAGGAUGCAAGGUUCACUGCAUACCUGUUUGAGCUCAGGCAUCUGAGAAGCCUCUCUUUCUUCAACUGCUUCUCUUCUUCUAUUCGCCAACCUGCCACGAUCCCAUCGCAGAAUUGGCAAAAGCUAGCUGGGAACUUGGAAACCUUGGAAUUUCGAUCAAAUCAAGGCCUCACCGGAGCCAUCCCCGCAGGUCUCAGUCUGCUUAUAAAUCUUCAAUCUCUAGUGCUGGUGGAGAACUCCUUGACCGGGGAGCUGCCUCAGGAGCUAGGCAACUUGGUCCACCUGAGAAGGCUCUCGCUUGCAUGUAACCAGUUAUCUGGUCCAAUUCCGGCUUCUCUAGGCGACAACUUAGUUGACCUUCUAAUCUUAGACCUCAGCACGAACUCUCUAGCUGGUCCUCUUCCUCCUUCGCUUGGCAAUAUGAACUCACUCCUAAAGCUUGACUUGAGCUAUAACAACUUAAAUGGCAAGCUUCCAGGAGAGGUUGAGAAGCUGAAGAAUCUCACUAUUCUAGACCUCAGGAACAACAACUUAUCUGGUGGUUUGUCUCAGUCUUUUCAAGGCAUAACCUCACUCCAAGAUUUGCUUCUCUCCAACAACCCAGUGGGUGGGAAUCUCAUGGAAUUUAGGUGGGAGAAUAUGAGGAAUCUCACCACCUUGAACCUUUCUAACAUGAACUUAACGGGAGAAAUUCCAGAAUCCAUUACAGAAAUAGGGAAACUAAGAUACCUUGAUCUGAGUUCUAACAAUCUUUCAGGCAGUGUCUCCCCGAAGUUUGCAGCAUUGCCUUGCCUCAAUGCUCUCUAUCUGAACGGGAAUAACUUGACAGGAGAGCUUGGGUUUUCUGCAGAGUUCUAUCAGAGGAUGGGGAGGAGGUUCGCCUCAUUUGACAACCCAAGUCUUUGUUAUAGGAUGAAACCCAGAGGGCAUGUCCCUGUUGGGGUGGCACAGUGCAAGCAUCAACAUGACGUUCCCAUAUCUAAUCUUGAUUCCGGAAACAAGCUGAGUGAUAAAAACCCAAAUCAGAAGUCCAGUUUCAUGGCUUCGUUUGGGCUCUCAAAUUCUUCCAUCGCUGGAUUUUGGUGGGUACUUCUCAUGCAGGCGGCGGCGGCGGCGGCCUUUCUUUUACUUAUGUUAGCAUAGAAAGAGAACAAGAUUUAAGUAGGCACCACAUUAUGAUGGUUCUACACGAAUGGUUUUGUACCACAUCUCUUCUUUCGCCCCUCCUUUCCUUUUUAGUUUGUCAUGAUGAAACAUGAAAGCAGGAAGAUAUUCAGAUACAAGCUUAGAUCGAUUGAUGAAGAUGUUUUUAACCA
Molecule: messenger RNA, 1826 nt
Organism: Elaeis guineensis (African oil palm)
Lineage: Eukaryota; Viridiplantae; Streptophyta; Magnoliopsida; Arecales; Arecaceae
Product: piriformospora indica-insensitive protein 2-like
Source: RefSeq, a predicted model, not a curated record